GUUACUUUCACAUUUGUACACGAACACAGUACACGAGUAUUAGAUGUAGCUUUGUGUUAUCGACUCAAGUUCUUUUUCCACUUUCAUAGAAGGUUUUCGUCAAACCGUAUUGUGGACUUUUCGUUCAUAUCCUCAUUUUUGUUAGACCAAAUAAAAUGGUCGCUCAGGAAUUUAUUGAUUUAUUCAAUACAAUAUCAUUAGCCCAGCGUUUUACAGUUGAAGAUUUUGCUGAUCGACUAAAUUUAUUUACUGUCAUCCUACUGUUGAUCACCUGUAUUGUUGUAUCAACAAAACAAUAUUUAUUAAAUUCUAUAUCAUGUUAUAUCCCUGUGAAACCAGCUGGAGAGAAUUUCAAUGAGUAUCUCGCUGAUUACUGUUGGGUACACGGGACAAUACCAUUGGGUGAGGAUGAAAAAAUGCCAACUACAGAUGCACAAUGGGAAGAGUAUGAUUCAACUAGAAGGAUAACGUAUUACCAGUGGGUACCGUUUGUCCUCGGCCUACAAUGUAUAUUUUUUUAUAUUCCACAUAUUGCAUGGCAAGCUGCAUGUGCUUGUCGUUCAGGGGGUGAUAUGUUCUCAUUAGUGAAAUCAGCAGCUGAGGCUGCUGUAUUAACACGUGAUGAUCGACAGAAAACAGUAUCUCGUGUUGCUGAAUUUGUUGAGGAUAUGAUUGAAUCGCAUAAAGAAUGCAGACGAGGAAGGCGCGCCAAAUUAGCCAAGCAAGCAGUUCGUAUCGGUGGGAUAUUUAUUGCUAGCAAACGACUCGGUACACGCUUGAUAUUUACUUAUUUAUGUGUCAAGCUUAUUACUAUCAUUAAUGCUGGAUUACAAAUAUUUCUUAUUCAACGAUUUUUGGGCUUUUAUUCAAAUGGCAGUGUUGGUAAGCGGAGUCUUCAACUUGGUAAAGAGUUUGAUCCGAAAGCAGUGAGCACUGUACCAUUUUCCGAAAAUGAAAACGUGGAAGGCUAUGGAUUUGGUCUAACUGUUGUCAAUCAUAUUCGUGCUGGACGUGAUUGGCCAGAAACGCUAUUAUUCCCUCGUGUUGCCUAUUGUCGUGUCCCAGGGAUUCGAUUAGUCGGCGUUAAAAAUGCAUACACCGCCCAAUGUGCCUUACCUAUAAACAUGUUGAAUGAGAAGAUAUACAUCUUUUUCUGGUUCUGGAUUGUCUUCCUUAUGAUCACAUGUAUAUUUAGCCUUAUUCUAUGGCUGGUACGUUUAAUAUUAGCACCAAAACGUAAAGAUUUUAUAAAACGAUAUCUCCGGCUAAAGGGAGUAACCACUGCAAAUGGUGAUGCUAUAAAACGUGAAGAUUUAGAUGAAUUUACUGACAACUAUCUAAGACCAGAUGGUGUAUUCAUUAUUCGAAUGUUAGCCUUGAACGCAGGCGAUGUAAUUACUGGCGAGAUUGUCACUGAAAUGUAUCGUAAUUUUAUAGAUCAUUAUGCUAAGGAACAUCAUCCACCAGAAAAAGAACAAGAACCGCUGGAUAAAGGAAAAAUUGGAUUCAAUAAUCUCGUUUAA
Trichobilharzia szidati is the source of this 1523-nucleotide messenger RNA. The record is from the annotation of a GenBank genome assembly. Lineage: Eukaryota; Metazoa; Platyhelminthes; Trematoda; Strigeidida; Schistosomatidae.